Lobosporangium transversale is the source of this 1503-nucleotide messenger RNA. RefSeq lists its product as hypothetical. The record is from RefSeq and is a predicted model, not a curated record. Lineage: Eukaryota; Fungi; Mortierellomycota; Mortierellomycetes; Mortierellales; Mortierellaceae. The coding region runs from base 1 to 1503 and encodes 500 amino acids. Gene Ontology annotation, molecular function: metallodipeptidase activity. Gene Ontology annotation, biological process: proteolysis; peptide catabolic process. The transcript is spliced from 2 exons.
AUGACAGACACCUUUGGCCCACGCAUCACUGGAUCAGAUGCGUUAGAAAAAUCCAUUGAUUGGGUUAUACGGAAACUCAAGGCGGACAAUUUGUCUGUCACAACAGAGGAAGUAGUCGUUGAUUACUGGCAACGUCACCAAGAGUCACUUCAUUUUCUGUCACCUACCCGUGGCCCUGUUCCGAUGCAUAUCCUUGGUCUUGGGUAUAGCGUAUCUACGCCUGAUCCUAUUAACGGCCUCGAAGCAGAGGUUAUUGUUGUGCAUUCCAAGGAUGAGCUGGAGCAGUUGGGUCAAAGAGACGAAGUACGUGGCAAAAUUGUCCUCUGGAAUAACCCCUUUACUUCUUAUACUGAGAAUGCUCUCUACAGAGCGUUCGGCGCUGUUUGGGCACAAGGACAUGGGGCUGUUGCAUCUUUGGUGCGAUCUGUCACGCCAUUCUCACUACAGACACCUCAUACAGGCGUUGCUGAGAUUGCGAGGAUCCCUAUGGCUGCUAUCAGUGUUGAAGAUGCUGAUUUGCUUGAACGUUCGCUUAACCGCCACAAGCAGGAUCCAGAGACAUUUCCUGAAUGGCCCAAAGUCAAAUUAAUCAUGGGAGCAUCAACAGAGCUCGAGUCCAAGAUCUCAAGGAAUAUCAUUAUCGAAUUAAAAGGAAGAGAGAAGCCAGAAGAGAUUGUGGUCGUUGGUGGACAUAUUGAUAGCUGGGAUGUUGGGAGUGGGGCUGUGGAUGAUGGUGCCGGCUGUUUCAUUGCUUGGGAAACUCUGCGUCAAUUGAGCCGGCUGGAGAGGCCGCCUCGAAGAACGGUACGAGUAGUGUUCUGGACUGCAGAGGAGAACACAUCUGCAGGAGGUGUGGUCUAUGCAAGAAAUCAUCCUGAAAAAGAUUCAAGUCGUCAUGUAUUUGCAUUUGAAUCAGAUACAGGUGUCUUUGAUCCUUACGGCAUCUCAUUUGCACCAGGCACAGCCAAGGACGGCAAAAAGCGCGACUCGGCCGAAUUUUUGACGGCUGCUGGAGAGUAUUUUAUGGGACGGCGUGAGGAUCUUGGAUACCCUGGGGCUGGUCGACAUGUCCUACCCAAUCCAUUUGGAGCUGACAUUGAACCUCUUUGCAAACGAGGAGUUGCUUGUGCGGAGUUUGUCCCCGCCGAUCCUUUCCCCCUUCCUUAUUCAACUUCCCCAUAUGCCAUCAAAUAUGGCACUGGAAACCGCCAUCAUGAGGAUGACAUGCAGAGCAUGGUAAAAGAUCAUAACAAUGGCAAGGAGUACAAUCCUUUCCACAACUACGACUAUCAAAAUAACAAUAGCAAAAAGCACCACCAUCAUCGCAGUAGGAGCAGCAAUAUCCAUGAUAAAUAUCGUCGACCUGUAGACACUGGCUAUUUUUAUUACCACCAUUCAGAGGCAGACUCAAUGGGGGCCUUCACACCUGACCAAUUGAAGCGUUCUGCUGCAGUCAUGGCUAUCUGGACGUACAUUGCCGCGGAAAGUCCAAUUGAGUUCUGA